CACGCUUUCGAGCCAUAAAUGGCACCCCUUGGCAAGCCUCAAGUCCUGUCCAGCCGUCUUCCAUGUACCCAGGGAGUUGUGAUGUUUCUUUUUUUAUUCUGGUAAUACGAGGCUUCUAGCCAGUAGCGUCUGGGGCUCCCACCAUGACCACCUCUCAAUCACGUCUGCCGCAUGAGUCUGGCAAACCAUAUAAAGAGAUUGACAGCAAUUCUGUUCUCCAGCAUAUACGCAAUCAUAGAGCCUCUCGGUAAAUAAGAGGUCAAACAAGGACAAACCCAAUAGAAAGCACCUCUAGAUUGAAGCAGCCUGACCUCGUGGCCAUCAUGUUUGGAGCGAUACAAGGGCUUUUCUCUUUGAAGUGGACUCAACAGCCUCUUCUUCACCCACUUCCGCCUACCAUCACCCGGCGUUUCGUCACGACAGACAGAGGUCCACUUGAGUUGCUCAUAUCGGAGCCUUCAAAGCCGGAAACAGACACAGCGCGGAGCCACCCCCCUGUGUUUUUUAUCCAUGGCGGGGUGGGUUCAGCUUCGGUGUGGUUGGAAUGGAUGGACUAUUUCGCCACAACCUCCCAUACAACGACGUACGCCUACUCACUUCGCAGUCAUGGAGCAAGUUACAGCGUCCCCUUUUGGAGGAUGACAUGGCAGACUUCGCUUGACCAUCUAGCCCAGGAUUUGACUGCAUGUGUGCAAGAGGUCCGAAGGCGUGAAGGACAAGAUCCAAUCCUCGUGGCACAUUCUUCAGGCGGUGGCCUUGUUCAGUACGCCUUGUCCAAACGCCAGAUUCAAGGUCGGGCCUUGGUCCUCCUGGGCGCCGUACCUCACUUCGGCAAUGUGAAUGUCUACAUGAAUUGGUUCAGAAGAAUCGACCCAUGGUUUGGUCUCCGUGUCCUGUUCCAUCUCUACCAUCCCAACAGUCCCCUCAGCACCCCGCGAUUGGUAUACAAUGCCUUUUUCGGGCCCGAAUACCCCUUCCACCGUGUUGCCGAGUUCAUGAAAUGGAUGAGCAACUACGAAGCCAUGCUCUGGCCGUUGGGCAUGGCCGGUCGUGGCCGUGGAAUCCAAAACCGCACGUGGCUUUCGCCUGCAGAUAUAUUGAAGAGUCUUACCCAAUGGCAGGGGGUCUCUCAGAAGAUCAUGGUAAUGAUCGGUACCGAGGACAAAAUUAUGGGUGGAACACAGUUCAGAAUGGUGGAAGAAUAUCGGGCGGCUAUUGCCCAGCUUCCAAAUCAAUCCUCGACCAAUGCUGACGCAGCCAAAAUGGACCAAGUCAGCCUUGUUCGAGUCUCCAAAGGAGUUAAAGAACAGGACUUUGGCCGGGUUAGGUUGGCAGAGGUUGAGAAUGCGGGACAUCAUACUCAGAAUGAUGUACAAUGGAAAGCUGCUGUUGAGUCUCUUCGCAAAUUUGUCGACCAAGUAUGAAUGUGAUGAGCUUGGUAUAGAUAGAAUCAAUGAAUAGAGACCAAACAGGCUAGAUGGAUCUGAUGCGGGUACUGCAUAAAUCACGAUAUAUUUUAUUCUUCCA
This is a messenger RNA of Exophiala mesophila, 1527 nucleotides long. RefSeq lists its product as uncharacterized. Bases 324 to 1424 code for a protein of 366 amino acids. The record is from RefSeq and is a predicted model, not a curated record. NCBI's taxonomy places the organism in Eukaryota, Fungi, Ascomycota, Eurotiomycetes, Chaetothyriales, Herpotrichiellaceae. The transcript has a single exon.